This is a messenger RNA of Macrobrachium nipponense, 4229 nucleotides long. RefSeq lists its product as uncharacterized. The transcript has 13 exons. The record is from RefSeq and is a predicted model, not a curated record. NCBI's taxonomy places the organism in Eukaryota, Metazoa, Arthropoda, Malacostraca, Decapoda, Palaemonidae. The coding region runs from base 609 to 3779 and encodes 1056 amino acids.
AGUCUGGGCAGCAAGACUCUUCAGUUCGGAAUUCCCAAACGUCAGUGCACUUGUGGCUGUUGAAGGAGGUGGACGUGCACGAAGGUCCUAGAAACUAAGUGUCUCUCUCCAGAUCGAAUCUUGAAUCACUUGCGAUUCCUAGCUUCCCAAAUAGAAAAAUUUUCAGAUGAUGUUCAUCAAUAGUUGAGGCAGCUCUUCGGACGUGAGUGAGUGACGAACGAAUGUUUAUUGUUUCUAUUUUUAUAAUGGAGUUAAUUCAAAAUGUUUUUGCAAGUGGAAAAUAAAUUAUACAGUGCGACAUUCGUGCGCGUGUUAAUAUCAGUGAUUGAAAAUGGUACGAAAUUUACGUUUAAUAUCAAGAGACAGUUUUCAGUGAGUAUGAAAUUAUUCACCAAAUAAUUCUCGAUUAUCAAAAACAUUUCUCCAAACACCGACUGUGAGAAGAAACCAUGAAAAGGAAAGACACCAUUUCCAGUGUCUUUCAGACUUUCUGUCUCAUUUACAGUACCUAUAUUUCCUGAUGUGUUUCAUGUCAGCCACAGAUCUGUUUCUGUGAACUUCGGACGCCUUCCGACUCCACAGCAAAACUGAGAAGAAGAAGAACGAUCAUGAAUCUGCUUCGGACGACGACUUCCUUCUUCGCCCUGAUUUCCUGGACCUUCGCUUCCAGAGCGACUGAAGAAGACUCCAUGGUGGAGGUGUGGGUAGUCUCCGGGGGGAGGGCCAGCCUCCCUUGUGUGCCAAGGCCGAAGGUGCCGGGGGACCAGCCAGUGCUCGUCCUCUGGUACCGCAGAUUCAGCAGUUCCCUACCCAUCUACAGUUACGACGCUCGUGUGGGAGACUUCUCCAACGGCGUCAGGUGGUGGGACGAAGUGGUCCUAGGCAGGAGGGGCUAUUUCGUGCCCUCCAGCACGCCCUCGCUGGUGCUCGAACCCGCCCACGCCCACGAUCAGGACGUCUAUUCGUGCAGGAUCGAUUACCGCGUUUCGACGUCCACGACAACCAGGGUCAACCUCACUGUACUUGUGCCCCCUGGCCCUCCUGUGGUGAUGUGGGAAGGCCGAGAGAUAGUGGGGACAGUAGGACCCCUGCAGGAGAACCAGCUGACGGAGCUGACCUGUAGGAGCGAGGGAGGGCGUCCUGCGCCCUCUCUCACCUGGUUGAAUGAAGGAAGGGAACUCCCCCUCCUGCACUCUCAUUCCUCUUGGGAUCCUGUGACAGGAACAAGUAUCGCUGAAGCCACGACUUCAGUAACUGCCAAAAGGGAACUUCAAGGGGCGUCCCUGACUUGCUACGCCCGGACGCCCUCCCAACCCAGCACCUCUGGAGAUACUACGAUCCUGCCCCGGAGUGCCUCUGUCUCCCUGAGUAUCACACUAUUCCCAGUCGAAGUCCGAAUCCUCGAACAGGACGCUGUAGUGGCGACCUCAGGGUCGACUGUAAGCGUCGUGUGUCGUGCCCUUGGGUCACAUCCUCCUGCAGAGCUCUCCUGGUGGAGGGGCAUUAGGUCCCUGGAGCCGCACGUCACUCACGCCAUACGAGACGGAGGCAACAUCACGACAGCCACUUUGACAAUCGCUGUGACUGGGGAGGACGACGGAGCCACGAUCACCUGUACAGGAGCGAAUCCUGCCCUCCCACACGAGCCCCUUUCGGACAGAAGGAAGCUCAUUGUCUACUACGAACCAAUAGUGGAUCUCUCCCUCGGGAAACAACUGGAGGCUGAGAACAUCAAGGAGGAGGACGACGUCUCCUUCGAGUGCCACAUCAAAUCAAACCCCAAAUUCCACCGCAUCGAGUGGCACCAUAAUGGCCAGGACAUCCCUCAGAACGUGAGUGCCGGUGUGGUGAUCAGCGGGCAGUCUCUAGUCCUUAGGAGUGUCGCCAGGAGUCAUUCGGGAUCCUAUGCAUGUGCGGCCACUAAUGCCCAGGGGCGCACUGUCAGCAAUACCCUUUUCCUGACAGUCAAGCAUGCCCCCACAUGUGCUGGGUCAGCGGGUCAAGAGAGGACCCAGGGGGCAGCUCGAGGGGCGGCGGUGAAGGCCAGGUGCAGAGUGGAGGCCGAGCCUCCUUCAGACUUGACCUGGUCCUGGGUGCGGCAGAGGACCGACGGCAGCGAGGAGAUCCUGUCUCCGGACAAGUACGUCGUCGAGGGACUGACGUCGACCCUGACGGUUGUGCCUGAGACAAGGGAAGACUACGGUCGCCUCCUCUGCAGGGCGACGAAUGGCGCCGGGCGCCAGAAGGAGCCGUGUGUCGUCAACCUCGUACCAGCCGGCCCUCCUGAUACGCCCACCAAUUGCUCGGCCACGCCCGUCAACCCUGACGCCCUGAUGCCAGCCCUUGCUGUCUCGUGCCUGGAGGGGUUUGACGGGGGGCUGCCGCAGAACUUCCUGCUGGAGGCUUGGCAGGACGGAGUGGUCCUCGCGAAUGUCAGUAGCGAGUACCCUGAGUGGGUGGUCAGCGGAAUGGAAGUGGGGAAAGGAGUCGUCUUGAACAUCAUGGGUCACAAUGCCCGCGGUCGAAGUGACCCCGUCACCAUGAAGGUUGUGGCAAGCAGUGCCCAGCAUCGAUCAGCCCCAGGACUUGAAUCAUCUGUGGAAAUCUCCCCAGUAGUUGGUGCUGUUCUGGGAGUUCUGGGUGUGAUACUGGUAUUGCUCUUAGUUGGGACAGCCCUUGUUAGGCGCACCCACAGUCACCCGCGAAAACCAGUCAUCAUCGAGAAGUCUGCAGCCUCACCUUCUUCCAAAGGAUUAGACCCAGAUGUUGUUCAGUCCAUAAAGCGCCUGGAUGUUAUCCCAUGUGUUCAGGAGGAUCACACUAAUCAAGAGGCUGAGCCAAUUUUUGCUUACUCUGAGCACGGUCACCCUCUUGGGGAACGAGAAGAACCGGAAGGGGUUCAUGAUAUUUCUGCUGAAAAUAUUGGAGGGGAAGCUCUUCUUCCUUGCCAGGUACAAGUGCAACUUCAUUCAUAUGAUAUGGAAAGGGAGAGGGUGAACAUAUCUCACGACCAAAGUGAUGAUUCAGGAGUGUCCGAAUCAGAGUCAGACAACGAGAUAAAGCUCCUUGAAGAGGAGGGAAGCAGUCCUGAAGGCGAAGAAGAUCAGCCUUAUUUUGUUAUACCCAAUGUGGGUACUACAGGAAGAGGAGAUUCACCAUGCCAAUACCCAGCCUCCAAAGAAGGGGUCCCGAAAACAAAAACUUGCUCCCCCGGAAAGGAAUUAAGCAAAAAACCCCUAGACUUUCAUCAGAAGCCAUUACCAAUCUCUUUGAGGGAAGGGCUUUUUAACCCUUCUUCGAGAAUCCCAGGGUCAAGUCAGAGAGUUCCUUCUGCUGGGGGACAAAGUGCAUCGCCAGUCGAGGUAAUCAGACUGGCUGUCACAUCAUCAGGGGUGCUCAAUCCAGCAACCAAUGCGCAACGUUUACCAGAUGGAGACACCACGAGAAUUCUCAGGGACGUCGGAGUGCCUGUUACUUUAUACAAAGCAGAAAAUGGGGAACUGCUUCUACUGCCAAGAAGACCAUCUGGCCAAGAAGGAACCGUGUUUCAAUUCCCAACAACCCAGGCUUACAAAAUGAAACCUCUUCCAAAGGCUUCUGGAAAGAAAGGCGAAGCCAUUCCAGAGACUACGGUCAAAGGAAUGGAUUCUAGUCCUAUAGAACAAAACCUGCAGAAGUUACCAACAGUUACUUCCACUAACAAAGGAAAACUCGUUGGGGGAAAAGGAUAUGUUCUUCCAGCACAGCCUGAUGUUUGCCGAUGGGAAAGCUCUGUAUAGCGCAGUUCCAGAGUCAAAACCUGCAUGUUCCAGAUUUUCCAUCGUCGCCUGCGUUAAAAUAAAUGAGAAAUAUUCUCUCUUUGUUAAUAGUUUUGUUAUAAACUCUCAGGUACCUCCAUGUUUAGGAAAUAAGUGUGCACUAAAUGAUUAAGAAAUAUAACAGAUUUUUAACUUCCUUGUUCAGUUAGUUUGCAACAUUCUUUAGCGGAUAUUUCUAAGCAUGAGAAUGUUUACAAUACCCAACGUAUGUGAAUGACCUAGUAAAAAUAUAAUUAAUAAACCUUUAGCAAGUAACUUUUCCAAAUACUCAUAUAAAACAUCUCUUAAGAAAUAUCAAACUUAUUUACUAUUAAUUUAUUUUUAUACGUUUUAUUUACUUGUGCAGUAUAUCACCUUCCUUAUGCAUUAUGUUACCAAUAAAAUGUUAACAAAUUAAAUUUGCUAAUGAUG